Messenger RNA from Argiope bruennichi, 1181 nucleotides. Its product is annotated as small integral membrane protein 14-like. The record is from RefSeq and is a predicted model, not a curated record. Gene Ontology annotation, cellular component: endoplasmic reticulum. NCBI's taxonomy places the organism in Eukaryota, Metazoa, Arthropoda, Arachnida, Araneae, Araneidae. The coding region runs from base 191 to 499 and encodes 102 amino acids. The transcript is spliced from 5 exons.
CUGAUACGGAAGUUUGUUUAUACAUGCUCUGUUUGGUCAGCUAGACGUAAAAAGAAUUGUAUUUAUACGUGUCAUAAGAUAAAUGUACGAGUAAUUUCAUCAAGUAUUUAUCUUCGUGAUUGUGGAAUCUUGUAUUCAAACAAAUCGAGUUUGACAUUUGUUUUCGGAAGUUGAUUUCUAAAUCAGAAUCAUGGCUGAAGAUUUUGAUCCCUGUGAAUGCAUUUUCUCUCAUGAGGGAGCAAUGCGAAGGCUAAUAUCUUUGCUGCGAAAUUCUCAAGCCUAUUGCACACCUGAAGAGUGCUUCACAACUCCACCAGGACCUGUUGUCUCAGAAAGUGGAGGCUCUGAUGGAACUCUAAUGAUGAUGUGUAUGGGAUGGGUGCUGUUGGCACUGGUGCUGUUCUUCAUGCGCCCAGCAUCUCUUGCAUUGGGAGGCGACGAAAAGCCCUCCAACAAUCAAGGACCUAGUCAACCACCACCUGAUAGUUCAGUGCAAUAAAGUUGAUAAUGAUGUGCAAGAUGUUUUAUAUUUGGCUUAUUGAUAUGUUUUCAGAAAGGUCUUUCUCAAAAACAGUCAGUAAAAUGCCAAAGCAAUAUAUGCAUUUGUGUAUUAUUAUUGUAUCUUGUGUUAAAUACUAAAGAGUUAAAUAGGUUUAUCCUUCAUUGUUUUUAUUUGACUGAAAUAACCAAAGCACAUUCCAUUUCUUUGCACAUUGGUAACAUUUAUUCAAGCACUUUAAAAUUGGCUGUUUUAUUUUUUUGCAUUAGUUUUGGCAUUUUACACAUGAUGCAAUAUUUUACCUUUGUUGCUCGUGUUAAAAAGAAAAUUUGCAGUUAAAAGAAAUAGCCCUAAAUUAAUUUUUUGGUAUCAACGUUGUUAUAAAGAAUUACACAUUAUUAAAAAAUAUUUUGCAGUGUCUAUUAGAAACAAGUAUGUAUUUUUCAUGUAAUCAACUUCGGCAUGCAAAUAACAUUUUUAUGCAUGGGAUUUUCUCGUUAUCCUGGUGUUUGCAAAUCACAUUGUUGAUGCAUUUCUUGUAUUUCCAGUUUUACAUUCCCACUAUAUCACUAAGCACAUGAUUGUUACAGAAACUAAGCAAGGUAUUGUAAAUGUGAAGUUGAAUGUGGAUUUUAUUAAAUUUUUAGUUUGGCAUUCAAUUUUAAAUAAGAUUUAUUAAAUA